Molecule: messenger RNA, 5781 nt
Organism: Culex pipiens pallens (northern house mosquito)
Lineage: Eukaryota; Metazoa; Arthropoda; Insecta; Diptera; Culicidae
Exons: 2
Coding region: 370-1911 (513 amino acids)
Source: RefSeq, a predicted model, not a curated record
AAGUGGAACGUAGCCUGCUGCAAGCGUCAGCGGGAAAGGUUCCAGAAUCCAGCUGCGUCGAGGCCACAGCACCGACGGAAAGGGCCUGCUGCAAGCGCCAGCAGGAAGGUUCCGAAAAGUGAGGCUGCGACGAGGCAUCCCGAGACGAAGAGUGUUGCGCUUAAGCAAGUGCGACACCCCGACCAGAGGUGUUUUGAGAAGAAAAGUGUUGCGCUUAAGGGUAAGUGCGAAAUCCCGAUCAGACGUGUUUCUUGCUGCACGCGCAGAAGAGACCCGAGGAAGAAGUGUUCAGUAAGCUCAGCUGAAGUCCGCUGCGUCUGUCGUGUCGCCAAGAGCGCGAUCACGGCGGAGCAUCAACAUCCUGAGAAGAUGAACCCCGCCGGACAACCGAAGUCCGCGAAGAGCUUGGCCAACAAGCGACGCCAGCUCAAGUUGAAGAUCCUGCUACUCCAAGACCGACUUUCCACCCUCGAAGAAGACCAGCAAUUACCAUCCAUGCCGGAGUUCCGGGUGUUCGCGAAGAACAUCGAGCGAUUCUACGGUGAGUUAGAUCGAGUGCUGCGAGAAAUUGAGGAGUGCGACAGUUUCGCCGAUGAGCGAGACGCCCACGACUUGGAGUGUGCGGCGAUUGAGGGGCUACUCCAAGGAGUCAACAACAAGAUUGUAGCCCUCAGUCACACACUGCUGUCCCAGCCCAUCCAAGUCACUGAACAGCAACAAUUCCAGCCACUAGCAGUCUCGCAGCAGGUCGCCAUCCCAACUCCGCAUGGUGGAGGCGAGUGUACCGGUGACGGCGAUAUUCCAGAGAAAGCCGACCCAGCUGUAGCAGGCCUCAAGGUAUGUGCCCCAUUGCAACCCAUCUCGAGCCCAACCAUCGAAACCACAGAGCGUGGCGACCCGUUGUGCACGCGUUGCAACGGUUGCCACUUGAGUACCGACCUUGGUACCGACUGCUUUGCACCCAGUGAAGUACCGCUCGGACAGAGUCACGAGACGAACUCCAACCUGAAAGCCCUCCAAAGCAUGCCAGACAGAUCCCUCCAACUGGAGACACCCUCUCAAAUGCAUUACGAGAUGCAACGUCCCGCCGAACCUGAAGUGGUUCAACACGAAGCCUCGACAAGAGUUCGAGGUGACGUCGACGUGUCCGGCGAUUCGGACGUAACCCCUACGCAGCGGUCAGAAGAGCGGAUCCACGGUGACCUCGACGUUGGCUGGUGUCAGCCAGUGGAACUUGGUUCACUGCCUCCAGCCGACGCAGAACGAGAAGACGCCGAAUCCGAUGACCCGCAAGCUGUUGCAAGGCCGGAGACAGCUGGACUGAUCGACGAAGAUCCCGGUAACACCACGAAACAGGCAGUGACGAACGAGGAAGCUCGCUCACUGCAGCCAGCCGAAGCCGACGAAGUGAACGUUCCAAGCAGUGCACAGCCUGUUUGUAUAGCACCUGCCGUCCAAGAGGACGCAGCCACGAAGCCAAACCACAAGAGUGAGACGUACAGCUGCCAGCUGUUCAACGGCAACGUCGCACGAUCAACUGACCGUGUCCGUGCAGCCAGCAGGUUUGCGGAGAAGCUGCUGCAGUCCGUUGUCUUCACCAGCACCGUAAAGAAGCCCCGUUUGGUUUGGGAUCCGGGUAUGCAGCCGAUCUGUGCCUCCCACUCAACCACUCAACCAACCAAAGAUCACCACCAGAUGGCAGCAAGUUUAGGACGAAACAUGCGCAUCUGUUCCAAGAGCUUGAACCACCAACGAACUCCAGCGAGACCAGUGGCCGAUUAUCUCCUAGUGGGUUUGACUUUAGAAGCCGAGCCUUCAACCCGGGGGGAGAAUGUUCGGCAAACGCCGAAGUUUGACCAAGAAAUAGGCAGUUUCGAACCAGUGUGCGCAACCCCACCCCUGCACCACUGACAGAACGCCGCUGCCAACCUGACAGAACCAAAAACAACGGCGCGACGACGAGAGUUCGCGCGCAAACGAGCAAGAAGAAAACAAGUCGCAAAGAGGAACGCGAAGCGUGAAGAUCGACGUUGUAAAUAGUGAUCGGAAAUAGAGAAAGUUUUGAAGAGAAAGGUUAACUUUAACGUGUUUGACUUGUCCGAAAAGUGGUCUAAGAAUCUCCGGUGAGUGUUACAGUCCGCUCAAUCGAAACCGUCCACCUUGCCCAAAUAACGUUGCCUCUGGCCGCAACACAAAGCUUCCACUCAUACCGAUAAUCGAAAACGUCGCUCUUCGUCGGCACGAACUUGUAAAGUUUCCCACUCUCAAUUUUAUAAUCUAAAUGCUCAUCUGGACUAUUUUGAACUUUCCUAAACAACCCCGAGUACCAGUCAUCAACCAACUCCUCGACCUCGAUCAUUUCAACCGCUCUUGACAGUGCGUCGGGGAUUAUGUUGUCCCUCCCACGCCUGUGUCUAAUCUCGCAAUGCAAACCUUGAAGUUCUAUGCUCCACCUGCUUAAACGGGACGAAGUUUUCCACUUUCCAUUCUUGAUGUAAGUCAAUGCCGAAGCAUCAGUAAUGACUACAAAAAAUGAACCUUCUAUGUAAGGACGGAACUUCUCGAUCGCUGAAAGGACCGCUAAGCCCUCCUUCUCCGUCGCCGCAUAAGAUUGCUCGGCAGGAGUCAAUUUUCUCGAAAAAUAUGCUAUGAUUUUCUCCCCCUCUUCAUGUUGCUGCGUCAAAAUGGCGGCGAUCGCCGUAUCGCUGGCGUCUGACUGUAUUGUAAAUUGCAAAUAGAAAUCAGGAUUGCUCAGUACAGGUGCUGAAAUUAAACUUUCUUUGAUUUUAUUAAACGAUUCUUCGGCCUGAUCAUUCCAGACAAUAGAUUUGGGCUUUUUCCGUAAAAGAUUUGUAAGCGGAGCCGUUUUUUCACUAAAGUUAGAAAUAAAUCUUCUGUAGUAAUUUGCCAUGCCUAAAAAACGACGCAACGCACGAAUCGAUUGCGGUCUCUCAUAAUUCACAAUUGCAGAAAUUCGGUCUGGGUUGGUGUACGGAAUGAGCCUUCCCGGAUAGCCGAAUAAUUACAGUUUCACUGUUCUUUUCCAAAGUCAUUUAUUUUCUUCUCACCGGCCCUAGCAACUGCUCUUCUUUCUCUUUUCUUCCUACACCCAACUCUUCCUCACCUCUCUUCGUCGUGCCCGACCUGCUGCGUUCGUCGCCGCGUGGUUGUCUUGUGAGCCGGUUCCCUCCGGAUCACCUUCGGUUCAGCUGCCGCAGAAUGCCGGGUACGACCCGUCCUGGUUCUUCGGGAGUUCACCCGCAUGGCGGCGCGUGGUUUCAACGGCGGUUGCGGUCGGCGGCCAGCGGAACGUGGUUCUUGUUCGCCGGUGCACGUGGUUGGCCAGCGGGACGUGGUUCUGGUCCGGCGGUUGCGGUCGGCGGCCAGCGGAACGUGGUUCUUGUUCGCUGGUGCGAGUGUUGACCAGCGGCUUCCACUUUUCCUCGCAGGAUCACCAGCGCCGGUUCCUGACAGUGGCGCUGAGCUUCCGCGGCCUCCCGCCGCUCUGGUGUUCUCCUCCAACGGCGAUCUCUAGCAGCGCGAUCAAACCAAAAAAGAAGCCGCGUGGAAACUUUUCCGCGAUGGUUGUUUGCGCGACGCGACCUUCUGCACGAACAGGCAGGGAAGAACUGAUCGAGCGAAGACGUGGAAGAAAGUCACCCACCAGCAGGCCAUGAUCUUCGCUCUCUCUUUUCUCCUUAUUCACACUCACACUCGAACAGGCCGGAAGCAGUGUGAGUGUAGUGGUGUUAUCUGCUGCUUGACGUUUCGCCGGGGCGACUUUGAGGUUGAGGUAUUGUUCGUUUCAAUUAAAUCUUACAUAAUAUAGUGGUUUUACAGAUUUACAUAUUAUUUUAACUAUUUGACCAAAGCAAAAACUACAAACGUUACACAAUCCUUGACAAAGAGCAGAGUUUUUUGUGAGCUCAGAAGGAACUCACAAAAAACUCUCUAGAAUCGCUUCCCAGAACAGCCGGCCGGAGACCCUCCUCAACUUACAAUAAACUGAUACCCGCAAGCCCGAAGCUCACCAAAUCCAUGGCCAAUCUAAAACCAAAUCUAAACGACAGCAGAUCUGUCAAACACCAAAUAAUACGCCAUCUUGCAUGGCAAACACGUCUCCGGCUGACCUUCUUUUUCCUCCUGCUUACAUUCCCAACGCACUUAACAAAAAUUAAGAUGCAUAACUAGUUUAUCGCUCAAAAAACCAAAUGAUCUAACGUAUAACAAAAAUCUAAAACUUCUCACAAAUUUUUAACGUGAGUCUUUUUGUUGGGCGCCAGUGUACGGAAUGAGCCUUCCCGGAUAGCCGAAUAAUUACAGUUUCACUGUUCUUUUCCAAAGUCAUUUAUUUUCAUCUCACCGGCCCUGCUCUUCUUUCUCUUUUCUUCCUACACCCAACUCUUCCUCACCUCUCUUCGUCGUGCCCGACCUGCUGCGUUCGUCGCCGCGUGGUUGUCUUGUGAGCCGGUUCCCUCCGGAUCACCUUCGGUUCAGCUGCCGCAGAAUGCCGGGUACGACCCGUCCUGGUUAUUCGGGAGUUCACCCGCAUGGCGGCGCGUGGUUUCAACGGCGGUUGCGGUCGGCUGCCAGCGGAACGUGGUUCUUGUUCGCCGGUGCACGUGGUUGGCCAGCGGGACGUGGUUCUGGUCCGGCGGUUGCGGUCGGCGGCCAGCGGAACGUGGUUCUUGUUCGCCGGUGCGAGUGUUGACCAGCGGCUUCCACUUUUCCUCGCAGGAUCACCAGCGCCGGUUCCUGACGGUGGCGCCGAGCUUCCGCGGCCUCCCGCCGCUCUGGUGUUCUCCUCCAACGGCGAUCUCUUGCAGCGCGAUCAAACCAAAAAAGAAACCGCGUGGAAACUUUUCCGCGAUGGUUGUUUGCGCGACGCGACCUUCUGCACGAACAGGCAGGGAAGAACUCCUCGUGCGAAGACGUGGAAGAAAGUCACCCACCAGCAGGCCAUGAUCUUCGCUCUCUCUUUUCUCCUUAUUCACACUCACACUCGAACAGGCCGGAAGCAGUGUGAGUGUAGUGGUGUUAUCUGCUGCUUGACGUUUCACCGGGGCGACUUUGCACUGAAAAUACGCCACCCUUUUUUUCCAUGUGCCCAAACACUUGAAUUAUUCAAUAAGGCCGCAUCUUAGAUCUAAUUUGUUUGUGUUUCAAUUUCAAUCCAAUCCAUUAUUUAAUUCAAGUGUUUUGGCGGCUGACUUUUUUUGUAUUUUUCGACUCCUUAUUUUCAUUCGGGUAGCUCCAAAUUUUCAAGUGUUUUGCUCAUGAAUUUGCCCCACUGUGUUGAGCUAUUCAAAGUGAUGAGGAAAACACUUGAAAUUGAUCUUGUUUUGAUUUGAAAUGCAGUUUCGCGACAGCUUCGUGAGACUUUGCUUUGUUUCCUCAUUUGAAAGUUUUGGCAGUCCGGUGUGUUCGUUUUUCGCAGACCGCGUGAGUUCGCUGCCGCCAUGUUCCGUCCAGUGAAUUGCCUGCCCGGUUUGUGACCGCGAAGAUGCGCAUCGCCACAAGGCUGCGUCUUCGAGCUCGGGCUCCGUAUGGCCAGCGGAAGGGCUUGGUCUCCCGGACAGAAGCCAACUUUUGUGAUGAAGUUCCUUCCCGGACCCAAUUGGAAGGAUGCGAAAGAGCUGCGGAAACACAGUUUGAGUCGAUGGAACCACCGCGGUUCCGCAUCAGCAAGAAGAUUCUCCAGGGGCCAGCAUCUCCGCCGGCACCGGUGCUUUACUCGUCGACGCUGAGGAACCUCCCAGGAAGCAGUGAUGGCGAACAAAC